UGCAGAAGCGUCGACUGUUUGUGUACCAUGUGAAUGGUGUUCAACUACUACUUCGUGUAGUAAUGGUGCUGAUGUAUUUGUAUCUAUUUGGAUGUUACAUGGCUGUACGUUUCAUAAUAAAACGCUUUGCGAAGAUCCUGCAACAAUAACUUCUGAAGAAUUAAUACAUCAAACAGAGAGUUCAAUUAUUCAACAGCCGCAAAAACCACGAAGUUAUUUAUAUUUAAUUAUCCUGGUACCAUGUGCUGUAUUAAUCCUGUGUACUGGCACUGUGUAUUUUGUAAGACGGUUUCUGCUUAAGAAGUCGUGACAUUGUACUUAUCUAUGUAAAGUGGAAGUAGCUUCAGAAGCUUUUGUAUAAGAACUAUUUCAAGGAAUAUCUCUUCCAAUAACUGCUGACGGCAUUACUUUUUAUAUGUCAACUAUGUAUUUCUCUUCAAUCUCUUUUCACUGUCGAUUUGAAAAUCUGUUGAAGCAUCUGCAUAAUAGUUUGAGAAAAUCUAUUCAACUCUAUGUAAACUGAACAUGUUUGCCUGUCGCUGUUUUUGGUUACUAACACAAUGCUUUAUUGUGAUUUGUUUGGUAGCAGCACUAAAACUUAUUUCAAAAUUUUGUUUACUCACUUCCUGUUAUUAUUGCUACGGCAGUUUUUAUUGUUA
Molecule: messenger RNA, 659 nt
Organism: Schistosoma turkestanicum
Lineage: Eukaryota; Metazoa; Platyhelminthes; Trematoda; Strigeidida; Schistosomatidae
Source: the annotation of a GenBank genome assembly